Molecule: messenger RNA, 2118 nt
Organism: Malassezia japonica
Lineage: Eukaryota; Fungi; Basidiomycota; Malasseziomycetes; Malasseziales; Malasseziaceae
Exons: 2
Coding region: 1-2118 (705 amino acids)
Source: RefSeq, a predicted model, not a curated record
AUGGCGACCCGUGAUGGCCAGCAAGAUACUGCGGCACCGAUUGUAGCACAGGCGCGGGCUAUUGCAGGACGCCUCGAGCGCCUGGAUGCGACGCGCGGUCAUUUGGCAUCGCUUGGCGACGCCAGCGUGCCGAACGCCGCCCUUCAGGGACUCGGCGAGGACGCCACGGGGCUUGCGCACGCCGCAUCGUGUGCGGACGCGGUACGGAUCUUGGACGAGAAACGCGCAGCGCUCCAAAGAGAGCAGGCGACGCUCAAAGCCCAGUUUGACGUGCAGAUCAAGCACGUCCUCGAAAACUCCUUGCGCCAGCUCCUCCCGAGCGACGCGAGUGGCGGGGAGCAGUAUACCACGGACGAAAAGAACCAGGUGCUGAACGAAGAGGGUCUGCCGUUUGUCGAUCCGCUCGAGCAGCUGCCCGACUCCCCGCCACGCACGCCCGACUUUAGCGCCGACCGCUCGACGGCGCCGACGGGCAAUGUGUUGAACCGCGCGCCAGGGCACGUCGUGCCGUUCCUACCGGAACGUGCAGCGGACGACGACACGUCGCGCAAGGCGUGGAUGGACUCGGUCCUCGCCGAGCUCGAAGCGGAAGAGGCCCAAGAACUCGGCGACACCGCGCCAGAGCCGGCCACGUCCGAGGCCGAGCCGUCGAAGCUCAAGUCGAUUCAGCGCGGCUUCUUGCAGCGCAAGGCCGAGUCGGCGGCCGAAGUGGAUCCUCAGCCGACGCGGCCCAAGAAGCAGGUGCGCAUCGCCGUGCCCGAAGAGAGCGAGUCCGAAGACGAAGUCAAGGAAAAGCGGUCCAAGUCAGUUCACUACGGACGGCACCCCGACGACGUCGGCGUCGAGGAGGAAGCGCAGCGCAUCGUAAAUCUGCUCGGGCCCGAAGUGAUUCAAGGGCAUCCGAACGCCGAGCGCAUCUUUGCAGACAUGAAGGCCGACCAGCAGCGCGUCGUCCAGGCGCCACAAGCGCCGCCACAAGAACCAAGCGAGCCGGCAAAGCCGGCAAUUGGCGAGUCGAUCGUCGAGCGCCCCGCCGAGGCGCCCGCCGACCGUGCGCCGCCGCCCCGAAAAAAGCUGAGCGCAUUCAAGCAGCGCCAGCUCGAGCGCCAGGGCGGCCAGAGCGAGGUGCCGGAAGCGCCGCAGGUCUCGCAAGGCAUCCCGGCGAUUGAGCGCGCAGGCCGCGCCGACGAGCCUCUCGAGCGCCAGCGGAAACACCAAGGCCUUCCCCCCCAAGUGCCGCAUGCACGCCCGUCCAAAGCCUAUGCCGAGCGUCUGGAGAAGCGCGAAAAGGGCGAGGCGACCGGCGGCGCAGACGCGCUCACGACACCGGCCGCGCCUGCGCGCGCGAGCCGCGUGCGGUUCGGCGCGCCGACCGUAGUCGAGGCGGAGCCGCCGAUGGACGUCGAGGACGAGCACGAGGACGAGCCGAUGGCGGAUGACGAUACCGACGAGGAAAACCCGUCCGUACACCCCUACGAGCAGGAUUCCGACGCGAUGGAGAGCGACGACGGCCUGUGGGACAGUGACGACGAGUACACCGCCGAGGACCUCGAGGCGCUGAAGCCGAGCAUGGCUGCGCACUCCGACGAUGCGUUCUGGUCCGAGGAGCUCGCGCGCGAGUACGCCGAGGCUAAAGCACGUCUCGCGCUUCCGGUGCAGCGUCCCAUGCCUCUCGACGACGAGGAGGAUGCGGCGGAGGAGUACGGCGUUGCGCCGCUCAGUGCGUCGCUGGCGCACACCGACAGUGCGAAUACGGCCGCGGAACGCGAGCGUCCCAAGGUGUCGCGCUUCAAGGCGGCGCGCAUGGCCGGCGAGCCGAUCCCCGACCCCAACGGCGACCUUGCCGCGCGGCGUGAGGAUGCUGCCGGCCGUGCGCUUGCGGACGAGGUCAGCGGCGAGGCGCCUGCGCCCGUCAUGGUGCUCCCCUCGCUUGCGCCCGUGCGCUACCCCAAGCCGACGCCUGACGAUCCCUCGGUGAUCGACCUGGACGGCGAGAGCGACGAGGACGACGAUCGUCUGCAGGAGCUGAUGCGUGCGCGCCUCGCGCUGGACCACGACGGCAGUACCGCGUCUUCUGCCCGUUCACCGCACCCUCCCUCUGUAGGACACAAAGAGUAA